AUGAGCUCUUUGAUGGCAGCCCCGCCGUCCGUGAGAUUUCCAGCUGCCGUGAAGCAGGCGGUCAGCGGAAAGCCUUAUCAUGUGGAUUUGGCUUCGUACCAGGUUGGUUCGAGUGCCGAGGAGCGCGUGGCAGACAGCUCAGCCAUUCAAUCUGGCAACAAGUCAAAACGUGACAUGUUGAUGUUCAUCGACACGUGUAUGGAGACUUUCUGGACAUGCGCUGAUUGGAUUUGGAGCGGGUCCAGAUGUCUCCAAACGUGCUUCGACUGCAAAGUAGAAGGCGCGUCAACUAGAGGCAGCGACAUGCUAGACAUUCACAUUUUCAAGGGCCCGAAGUUUGCCAGAUGCGGGAGGUUCGAUUACAAACCCAUCUGGAAGAAUACCUCCCUAGGCUGUCCAUUGGCAACCACGUCGGAGCAUCCGAGGAGUGUGCACUGUGCGUUGCCCGUCGCUGCUGAGUAA
Messenger RNA from Prorocentrum cordatum, 462 nucleotides. NCBI's taxonomy places the organism in Eukaryota, Dinophyceae, Prorocentrales, Prorocentraceae. The record is from the annotation of a GenBank genome assembly.